Molecule: messenger RNA, 2312 nt
Organism: Nicotiana attenuata
Lineage: Eukaryota; Viridiplantae; Streptophyta; Magnoliopsida; Solanales; Solanaceae
Product: probable serine/threonine-protein kinase ifkC
Exons: 5
Coding region: 1415-2068 (217 amino acids)
Biological process (GO): protein phosphorylation
Cellular component (GO): cytosol
Molecular function (GO): ATP binding; eukaryotic translation initiation factor 2alpha kinase activity
Source: RefSeq, a predicted model, not a curated record
CCUUUACACAAUGAUUUAUAGCCACACAAAAUAUAUGUGCCUCAUUUUACACUACAAGAUCAAAAGUCUUCAUCCUUUUCUUAAACUCCGUGCCCAGUCAAAUGGAUUCACAUAAAUUGAAACGGAGGGAGUAUUAUUUUGGCAUAAAAUCUGAUGUGGAUGCUGAUUUGUCAUCCACGUCAAGCAAGUGAGCAUCACGCUAUUCCGGAGGAUUUAAAAGUCUUGUUUUGAUUGAGUUGAAGUGUCCAGAUGAAACUUUAUAGAGUGUAGGGACCGGGAUGACAAACCAGAACAAGUACAAGUGUCUCCCAGGCUAUUCUGCCGAGAAAAUAUAACCAAGUUUGGAACAGGAUUCUGGUAAUCUGAAGCAGGCUUUCACAUGUCACCAUAGGAAAACACAUUAUGCAUCAUAUCAUAAAAUUAGUACCAAGAUACACAUUUAAAAUGUUUGCCUAAGCCGAAACUCAUCAGCACAAGCAUGUACUUAUCCUCACACAUGCAAGGUUAUAAUAUAUAUACUUAAGACAUUUUUAGAAUUAUGAAAAGGUUAUUUUUCGUUAUCUAAAACAUGCAUAUUUCAAUUGAAAUCAUGCUAGUUAUGAAAAGCUAGAUAUGGAUAGAUUUCUACUGGCAUUAGGUUCUUAGCACUAAUAUAUCUUGGUACUUGUUUCUAAUGAACUCUUCAGGAAUCUAUAAAUAAAAAAUAGUGUAAUUUUUUGUCAUGUUUGCCUUAAUUUUACGCCGCUUAAAGACGAGGGAUUUUCACAUCAAUGCUACACUACUUAAUUAUUAUGCUUUUCCCUGUACAUAUAUCAUAUGAACUAGGUAAAGAAUAGAUAGAGACUAAUGAUGCAAGGAUUAUUUGUCACAAAGGAAAACUUUUAAACUAAGGAUAAGAUGGAUUUGGAAGAAAAAGCACUUACAUAUUGUUCUUGUAGCUUUGAAAUGCUGGAAACAAGUUUGACAAGGCCGGUGUUCUGACAUUACAUAGCCCUUUAAAUAGAACUUGCAAGUGGCGGUUGUGCUAGUUCCUUUCUAGAAGUUCUUUAGUGUUAAGUAACCUUAUACUUGACUAAUAAGUAAUCCUAAUGUAAGUUGAGAAAGACAGUUAAUGGGUUUCCAAUUCUUGUAGGUAGUGUUAGUGAUUAGAAGCUCUAGCUACUAGGCGUUUGGUAACAGAUUUGCAAAUAUUAUAUGCAAAUAUUAUUUGCAAAUCAGUGGUUGUUUACAAUUUUGUCCAUUGUUUUAACUUGUCCAUUAUAUAAAGAAACAUGUUAGUAUCUUUUAUGCCACUAUAUUCCAAGUUUGGAUAGGAACGCAAGAAACUUUUCCUUGUAAGAAUACCAAAGUCACUCCGACAUUACUUAAAUUCUCAUUACAGAAUUCAGUUUGCUACUUUAGUGAUGUUUAAAGUAUGCUCGGGUGUUGGAUUGAACUUGGUGUUUCCGAUGUGGGAUCAUCAUCAGAUGAAGAUGAGAUGAGAGAGGCAACGCAUACUUUGUCAUCUGAUGAGAUGAGAGAGGCAACGCAUACUUUGUUUGUUGCUAUGGAGCUGUGCACAAGCACCCUUCAUGCUAGACUGGAAGCAGAGAUAGAGAAGGAGGUGCCUGUGUUCCGCUAUCUCAAAGAGCUGCUGCAGGGAUUGCAAUUCAUCCAUGAAAAGGGAGUUAUUCAUGGAGAUUUGUCUCGAGACAAUAUCUUCUUGGAUGAUCAUGAUCAUAUUAAAAUAGGAGAUUUUGGCUUGGCUCGUAACACUCGAGAUGGCUCAAUUCCUUUUGGGGAUGGAUUGGGUAACAUGAUGUAUCGAGCCCCCGAGUUGUCUAUUGAUCCCCGUUUAAUUAGCACAAAAUCCGACAUGUUUUCACUCGGAUUAGUGCUUUUUGAGUUGUCAUGUCCAAUGGGAACUGGAUAUGAAAGAGCCAGGCAAUUUGAGGAGUUGAAGAAAUCUGGUGAAAUUCCGGAAGAAAAGGUAGAUGAAAUUCUCAGAGAAAUAAUUUGUCAGGUCUUGAAGAAGGAUCCGCAGCAGCGUCCUUCAGCAGCUCAGUUGCUUCAUCGUUACUUCUCGUAGUGUUAGAAUUUAAGAAAAGGACAUCCGUGCAGGUUCGAGGGACUACUAUAUUAGCCUGUUAGAUAUUGUUGAACCUUCUUUCUCUGUAUAUAUUACUAUUGAGCUACUCUAAUCUUCUAAAAGAAAAGGUUUAAGGCAAAGGAGAAAAGGGCAGAAAAGAGUACAUUCUGUAGCAAAUUUUUAGUUUCUUUAAAUCAUUUUUGUUCUUUUAUAUGGUCUAUAAUAGUAUAUUUUUGUCAUGUUA